Molecule: messenger RNA, 3171 nt
Organism: Frieseomelitta varia
Lineage: Eukaryota; Metazoa; Arthropoda; Insecta; Hymenoptera; Apidae
Exons: 9
Coding region: 238-3024 (928 amino acids)
Cellular component (GO): nucleus
Source: RefSeq, a predicted model, not a curated record
AUUUAUAACAAAAUGUAAUAUCAUUUUUUUGUAUUAUGAGAUAAUACAAGUUUAAAAGUACUGUUUCGAUAUAACAUUUUCUCACUUUUAUCAAGUAUAUGUGAUAAUUUUGUGUUGUUUUUGUUUAUACAUGCAUUUUUUAUUUAUGUUUGGAUUUACUUUAAAUAGAGUAUAUAACGAUAGUGGAAUAUCUAUUAAGCUGAAGAGUAUUAUUUAAAGAUUAUUUAUUGACAAAGUAUGCCUAAUUACAAGGAUGGAAUAUCUUAUGAAGUAAAAUGUAGAGCACAAAAUGAAAUAUAUGGUGAAUAUAAUAAUACAAAAUUGCAAUUUGGAGAAAAAAUGGAAGAAUCUCUUUGUAAUUCACAAAAUUUUUGCUUAAAGUUAUCACAAGAUUCUACUAUAUCUAACUAUACUAAAUCUCAAGAAAUAAAUGAUGAUGAAGAUAUAGUAAUAAUAAGUGAUUCUAGUUUUGAAUCAACUUGUUCUGUUACUAAAAAGACUAAAUCAAAGUCAACACCAAAUAAAGAUCUUAUAACUUAUGUUAUGGAUUCUUCAGAUUCUGAUUCUACAAAGAUUACAGAAAAAAAGUACUUUCAAACAUGGAAGGCAAAUGAAAAAUCCCAAUUUGGUAGUAACUAUCAAGGAAAAAAAGAUAAUAUAAAAAAAGAUAAAAUAUUAUACACAUCUGAUGAAUCUUCAUGCAGUAGUAUUGAAUAUAUCAAAGAAGAUAUAAUAUCUUCUAGUAAAACUAAUAGUACUUAUGUAAGUUUUACUACAGACAACGUUAAAAGCACACCAGAUACAAAUGUUCAAUCUCAUAGUAAUAUUGUUGAUACUAAUAAUUCUAAGAAUUUCAAUAGUAAUAUUCAAUCAUGUAAAACUGCAUCUCCUAUGAAUAAAAAUGAUAUUGAUUUUAAGAAAAAGCUUUCACGAAAAGAUACUAAAAAUAUUAUAAAAAAUAUAAGAUCUACACGAAUAAUAUAUGAAUCACCAAAAGAAAGAAAUACUGCAUUUGAUAAAGAAAUAGAUGAUAUGAUCAUACAUCCAGCUAUUUCACCUAAAAAUGAUUUAGAAGUAAAUAAUGAAAGUGCAAUAGAUUCUGAGAAUGAUAUUAUUAGAGGUUCUCAAAUGAAUCUGGCAAAUCCUUAUAAAACUCAUGUUAGUAAAUUUUUGAGCACAACUCAUAUAGAAAAAGAUAGAGGAGCAGCAUAUGUUGAAUUAUCAGAGAGAAAGAGGCAACAGAUUUCAAAAUGGCUUAUGGCUAAUUCGCCUGAUUCUCAAAGUGAUAGUUCAUCUAAUAUUGUGCCUCUUACUAAUAAAAAUGAUAUAAGCUCUGGGAAUAGUAGUCUAGAAAGAUUAGAGAUGAAUUAUGAAACUCCAAAUAAUAGGGGAAGAAUACAUCAGUUAAAAGAAAGUAAAACUACAACUCCAAAUUAUAAUCCAUCUCACUCUACUGUACCACAUAAGACUAUAAUAAAUGAAUUUGCUCAAAGAACAAAAAAUAAUGUUUUUGAGCGCUCAAAAAAGAGUCAUACUAAUAAUGUGUCAAUUCCAAUGGAUUCUAUAAUGAAUAAACCACAAAAUGUAGAUAUCAUGGAGUGUGUAAAUAUAUUAGAUGAAUUAUAUGGUAAAUCUUGGCGUGAUAAAGCUAAUGAAUUAUUUUCAAAAUCUGAACCUCGUAAACAAGUUAUUAAAACAAAAAAUAGAGCAGUCCAGACUGAUAGAAAGAUUAUAAAUAAAGAAAGAGUAUAUAUAUCGGAUUCAGAUGAUGAUUCGGAUACAUAUCUAACAUUACAUCCGCCAAUAAAGAGAAAUGUGCGAAAAAAUAUGAAACAGAGAGAUAGUUUAAUUAAUGAUCAAACAUCAUCAGAAAGUGAACAUGAAAGUUUGUAUUAUACUGCAUUGACGAAUCCAAGAGUAUCAACAAAUAGUACACAAUCAAAACCAGCAGUUCUAGGAGUUGUACAACGAAUUCGUACAAUAUGUGAUACAGAUAGUGAAUGUGAAGGUGAUAUGCAUAGAAAUAAUCAAAUAUUCAACAUAAGAGGAAGAAUGUUGUCAUUUAGUGAUGAUGAAAGUGAAGAUUCAAAUACUAGUGAAUUUGAUCCUGGUGAUGAUGUACUACCAAAACCUACAAUUAAGAAAGCUUCUAUUAAAACUACAAAGCAAGUACCCAAAUCAAACAUUCAAAGUAAAUUAAUUGCCAACAAUUUGAAACAUGAAAAAUAUAUCAGUUUUUUGGCAUCUUUAUCUCAAAAAGUUCCUCUUACUGAUGUACAUCCAGAUGCUAAGAAAUAUAGAUUACAUUUUAAAAAUAAUAAAGAAAAUCUGUGCAAUUAUCUGUACAAACUAUAUAAUGAAAAGGUAUUUGAUAAUAAAUUACCAGAAGACAUGUCAGUAGAAUGGAAUAUCCGUAUGAGGGGAACUGCUGGUUUUUGUUACAACAAGAAAUCGGUGAAAACGCUUGGUGGUAUUGUAAGAUCUUCACGAAUAGUUCUGGCAACGAAGAUUUUAGAUACUCCAGACAGACUUAGAGAUACUUUAAUUCAUGAAAUGUGUCAUGCAGCUGCAUGGUUAAUAAAUGGGGUUUCUGAUGGACAUGGUCCAUUGUGGACAAAAUGGGCCAAUAAAGCUAUGGAAACAUUUCCUGAAUUACCACCAAUAAGAAGAUGUCAUGAUUACAAAAUUAAAACGAAAUUUACAUAUAAAUGCGUAGACUGUGGAUACAGCAUUGGUAGACAUUCCAAAUCUUUGGAUAUUGAAAGAAAACGAUGUGGCCUUUGCUAUGGAAAAUUCGAAUUAUUAUUAAACAAGACAACAAAGACUGGAAUCGUACAAAUACAAACCCCGAAGAGAGAGCCUUCGGCAUUUGCGCUUUAUGUAAAAGAAAAUUAUAAUAGUGUGAAAAAAGAACGUAAUAUAAAGCAUGCUGAAGUGAUGAAAAUAUUAGGUCAGCAAUUUUCAGCAAUUAAAAUUGCGAAGAAACAAGACAAUUUAGAAAAUAAUUCAAAUGCUGAUAGUUAAAUAAGCGAUGCCUUUUGAAUACUAUGAUCAUUUGAAUACGAUGUGUUUUAGAUAAGUUAACUAUUCUUAUUUUAUAAGAACAUUUUAUAAUUGACAUAACUGAACUGAUUUUAACAUUGCAGGCAUUAAAAUAUAAAUUAUGAAAUA